Messenger RNA from Numida meleagris (helmeted guineafowl), 6440 nucleotides. Its product is annotated as keratin, type I cytoskeletal 9-like. NCBI's taxonomy places the organism in Eukaryota, Metazoa, Chordata, Aves, Galliformes, Numididae. Gene Ontology annotation, cellular component: keratin filament. The transcript is spliced from 8 exons. The record is from RefSeq and is a predicted model, not a curated record. Bases 2805 to 4610 code for a protein of 601 amino acids. Gene Ontology annotation, molecular function: structural molecule activity.
UUCCCGCUCCAACACAGUCACACUUCAGGGACCUAUUUACCAUGAGGAAAUACCAUCCCAUGGGAUUAUCUGCUGCUAAUGGAAUUGAUUGAUGAUGAUAUAAUGGGUGUUAGCUUAUAAUGUGCAAUUAUGUGAAUGAGUCACAAUCCCCAGAUAGCUCUUCCCCAGUUCUUCUCCAUAGGAGCAUGAAGCAGAAGGACCUUUCCAGCAGACCUGGCCGGGGCUGGGAGGGGUGGGAGGGCACAGCACGGCCGGGCCGGGCGCAGCCACACGCUCAGAUGCGCUCCUUGCUGUCCCGGACUCGCGGGUCACAGCAGGCAGCGAGCACACAGCUCAGCUUGGCAGUGCCACAGCAGCUGUGUGUGUGUGCAUGUGUGUGUGUGUGUGUGUGUGUGUGUGUGUGUGUGUGUGUGCGUCAGUCCCGUGCUGCUGUCCCCGUGUCACCCUCCUGCUGCCCCAGCUGCCAUCCCCUCCCUCCUGCCCCGUGCACCCCAGGGCAGACAGACCCCAUUUUCUCAUGGCCUCUGCUGUCGCCAGCCGCAGCCGCACUGCAUGGGCUGAUCUCGUGCCCACGCUGCGUGAGCCCUUCACAUUUAAAUACUCCAGCACCCACUGCUGGGCAGCAGCUCGGAACAGGAAGGAACCCGCUGCACACAGCCCCGGUGCCGCCCACCCUCCUCUCGUCCCCUCACCCCCUUCUGUUCUGGUGCCCGGUGGCAGCCCAUGCGCUGCAGGACGCCGGGUUCUCUUGCUGCCAUGAAACCUUCAGCUCUGCGGGUACGCUGUGUUCUCUCUGUUAUACUUAGUGACAGAAAAUGCUCAGUUUCCCAAGUGCCACGUUUUAACCUCACCUCGCAGUUCCAUUCACACCUUGCUCCCCACACUGCGAGGGCAGAGGCAGCGCAGCUUCCCUGGAGCACCCCUGUGGAGGUGCAGAGCGGGCUCCAGAAGAGCUGUUCCGUGCUGUACCCGGCACAGCGGAGGCUCUGCCUGGAGGCCUGCAGCACGCAGCGCUGGGGAUGUGCAGCACCGAGAGCCGGAGACGUUCCCAGAUGACUCCUGACAGCUUCUAUGGCUUCGUGGGCCAAAGGAGCUGCUAGUGCAGGAGCAGUUCCCCAGAAAAGGACUCCUUACCAGAGCAAGCUAAAAUUAUCGUGACUUAAACUCCACCGAGCUUUGCAGUGAAGCCUGGGAGGGCCUGGCUUCCCAGCACGGCUCGGAAACGAAGUCCAGCAGAAGAUGAAACUCCAGGUGUGUCCCCGUGUGUGGGUGCGCGUGUGCUGGGAGGGGUGUUUAUAAAAGAUGUUUCCACAAACACCUGCUAUGAGCCACAACAACCGCAUCUCUAUGAGCAACAGUCAACAUCCUGAAGGAAAAAAUAACAGCAAAUCAAUGCAGGAAAUUGGGCGUCACGCAAGCGGCUCGGCUCAGCGCCCGGAGCUGGCAGCACAGACACUGCUGGGGAGCGGGGGGCUCAGCUGGAAAAGUCCCAGGCACACUGGAAGAAGAAGAUGCAGUGCUCCUGGGCAGUGCUCCUACUGUGGCCACGCUGUGUCCGUGAACGGAAAACAAAAGCGAUGGGAAAUGCCGUUCUGAUGUACACCGAUGGACUCAGUCCCCAAACCGCAGUUUCAGUGAAUCCAGGGACGCAGCCGCGCGGCCCCAGGCACAGCUCACACCAUGCGCCUCCCCAAGCCCCUUCAGCAAAGCGCUGAUCUUUUACCGAGGAGGUCUCAAGAAAUGCAGAGUUCCUUCAGUGUCUUUAAGCCAGCACAAGUAACAGAGGCUCGGGGAGCUGCAGCCCUCAUCUGUGCUGCGCUCCAGCACCCGGCAUCCUCUGUAGGUGCCCUGGGAACUGCGGGAAGACGGAAUACCUUCCUAACACAUUAAAUGUUUUGUUACAUCCACCUUAAUUUUCAGUAUUAUCUUCCGUACUGGCACCGCUCCCCUGAAAUCUCAGCACGAAAAUUAAAUUCACCAAAAAACGCCUCGGCUGCACUUGCUGCGAGCAGCAGCCCCCGCCGCCCUUGCGGCCCCGCCACGCCGCUUCCAGGAUUUUCACAGCGCAACGGCCGCCUGUGAAACGCAGCUGCAGCUGCUGCUCGGAACUGAAGGCGGACGGGCGGUGCUGGCCAACGUUCGCUUUGUUUUCAGGAUAAAUGGUUAAAUCCUGGGGCUUUAGUUCUGCAGAACUACGGUUCUUCGCAGUGGUUCUACAAAGCACGCCCUGCGGUGUCUUCAAAGGGCAUGGGGCAGGAAAGGACUGAAAAUAAGGAGUGUGCAGCAUAGGAGCCACAGAGCAGAGCGCGUUCAGAUAACCCAGCACGUUCUGAUACCCCCGCGUGUUAAGAGCCAGCUGGGAUUCCCUGACCCCAGGGGGGAGGUGUGUGAGGGACGACGGCGCUGAAGGACACGGGGGCACUUGCCGCUGUCACACGGCGACGGUUUGUUGUGCUGAGAGCUGCGCGGGGAGCGGGAUGAGUUCAGUUCAGUCAGUGUCAGUGGACUAGAUACUGAAAAUAGCCGCCUAAUUCAGAGCCGCCCAACAGAAAUUACACGCUUUGUGCUAAUAAACACGGUCACAAACACGGAGUGUGGGCUCAGCUUCCUGAACUGCCAGACAUCUCCCUUCAGCAAAUUACUCUUGGCACCGGGACCACGGCUUGCCACUGCACAUGGAAAGAAGGUGCUCCCUUCAGCGGUGACACCCACGGCCCCGGUAUAAAUGCAGCCCGGGCAGGGCAGGGGCCGGAGCUAUGAUCCCAAGCGGCCGUAGCACCCACUGAGCCCCAGCCGCCGGCACCAUGAGCUGCUCCCAGAGCUCUUCCAGCUGCCUGCGAGGGGGCAGCGGGGGCAGCCAGCACGGCUCCGCGUCUGCGCACAGAUACACCGCGACCAGGGCGGGCGGGCGGCCCGCUGGGGGCAGCUGCGGCGGGGGCAGCUCCAGGAGCAGCUGCGGGGCCGCGAGCUUCGGGCGGAUGAGGAGCAACAGCUACGGAGGGGGAAUGAGCGGAGGAAUGGGAGGCAGCUCCUACGCAGGGGGCUGGAGCGCGGGCACUUACGGAGGGGCGAUGCACUGCGGCGGCACAGGAGGGGGCUUUGGAGCAGGAGGGAGCGGGUUCGGUGCUGGGUAUGGAGGGAGCUUUGGCGCAGGUGGCGCUGGGUUCGGCGGUGGCAGCUUUGGUGGCGGUGGCUUUGGUGGAGAGAACUUGGGAAUUCUGUCCAACGAUGAAAAGCUGACCAUGCAGAACCUUAACGACCGCCUGGCUUCCUACCUGGACAAGGUCAGAAAUCUAGAAGAAGAAAAUGCUCGGCUUGAAAAAUUGAUCAGGGAGUGGUACCAGAAGCAAGGCCCUACAGGAAGAAAGGACUACAGCCACUACUAUGCCACAAUUGAAGACCUUCAGAAUCAGAUUCUGAAUGCGGCUGUGGAGACCAACAAAAUACUUUUGGAAGUGGAUAACACAAGGAUGACUGCAGAAGACUUCAGGACAAAGUACGAGACCGAGUACGGCCUCCGGCAGAACGUGGAGGCCGACAUCAACACCUUGCGGCCUCUGCUGGACAGCCUGACUCUGACCAGGUCCGACCUAGAAAUGCAGUUUGAGUCCCUAAAGGAGGAGAUGAUUGGCCUCAAGAAGGACCACGAGGAGGACAUGAAAUCACUGCAAACACAAUCCAGCGGUGACGUGAAUGUGGAGGUCAAUGCUGCUCCAGGAGAGGAUCUGCUGAAAAAGCUGAAUGAUAUGAGACAAGAAUACGAACAAAUUAUUCAGAAAAACCGUGAAGAUGUUGAAAGUUGGUACGAGAGCAAGAUGGAGGAGGUGAGCCAACAAGUCCACUCACGUGGUCAGGAACUGGAAUCAAGCAACCAGCAGAUCUCUGUGCUGAAACGUGACUAUCAGAGCCUGGAAAUUGAGCUGCAGUCUGAGCUGAGCAAGACAGGGGCUUUGCAGUCCAACCUGGAAGACACGGAACGCCGCUACAACAUGCAGCUGCAGCAGAUCCAGGGCAUGAUCGGCCCCUUGGAGGAGGAGCUGGCCAGCAUCCGCUGCGAGAUGGAGAGCCAGAACCAGGAGUACAAGAUGCUGCUGGGCAUCAAGACCCGGCUGGAGCAGGAGAUCGCUCAGUACCGGGCCCUGCUCGAGGAAGGACAGCAUGGUAUUAGCACCUCGCAGGAAGGAGCUGGCGGCGGAUCUUCCGGAGGACAGGGACACGGGGCAACGAGCGGGUCCUCUGCACGAGGCGGCAGCGGAGGAGGAAGCGGCUGGUGCUCAGGAGGAAGCGGCGGAGGAUCUGGUGGAAAAACUUCUGGAGCUGGAGGAGGAGGCAGCGGGGGAGCAGGAGGCGGAGGCUCUGGAAAAGCUUCAGGUGGAGGAGGGGGCAGUGGUGGGGGAGAAGGGGGCAAAUGCUGCCUCUCCCGCUCAUCAUCCUCCCACUCCCAGACUGGCAGCUCUUCUGAAAGCCAAGGAGAUGCUGAAAACUUGAAGCUCUGCCUGGAAGGGAAUAAAACAUUGGAGAGAGGAGCAACAAUGGAGGAAGUGUCUGAAGCCAUAAAAACUUUGAGAUCACGUAAGGCUUCAGGAUCUGACAGCAUCUCAAAUGCCUAAAAUGCCGAAAAUGAACAGAAGGUUAGCAUUUCUAGAAAGCUUUGAUCAGAAAUUCUACUUGACCUGCAGCAGUCCUCUGCGUGAUCAUGUUUGGCAGGCAAGAGCAGGCUGACUGAGGAGGCACUUCAAAGAAAUUCUUGCUUCCCUUCAUCUUUCCCCAGGGAGUUCCAGGAAGUCUGAGCGCUGACGGGCACGGCCGGCACUGCGGCGACAGGAGCAGCCCCGUUCCAUCCCCAGCUGCUCCUCGGGGGCUCUGCCCGGCCCGCCUGCCUCUGCACCUGAAUUUCUGUGCUGAAUCGCUGUUACCUGUGCUAAUCUCUACCGUGAUUGGUAUUUCUGUGGGAAAAAGAUUACUCUAAUUAAUAAAUCUUAACUUCUCUCUGAUGCAACCAGAUAGCCGCCUCUGGCAGCGGUCUCCUUUAGCACACAUUUUUGCAUGAAUUGGUCACAAAUGUCACACCCUACCUGUGGAACACACAAAAACAACUCAACUAGAUUGUGCAAAAGACCCCAGAGUUCUCAGCAACACUCUCACCAUUUCGGAGCAACUGCCAAAGCCCAGGGGAGCGCGCUCCAGGUGCGCGGUGCCGCGAUGCCUGCAGUGGGAGAACAGCGGCGCGUGCUGUGCUCUGCUGCCAGCGCUGCCAUGGCACAGGGGGGUGCGAGGGUUGGGGGGCUGCCUGUCCCCUGCGGCCUCUGGAAAGGCCCCGCUGGACUGGACAGUACCCAAACUGCUCCCGCGGUGCCUCACAAAAAAAGGACUUGAGGCUGGUUGUACUGAGCGCAGCCAUGCAGCUGUGCAAUAUUUGGCCUCAUCGAUGUAUUUCCUCUUCAGGGCAUCUCCAGUGCACAAGGACGAACAGAUCUAUACUUUGCAGAGAAGACAGGCAAACUAUUUGUACUUAGGAUGUUCUUUCACAAAACCUGGAGCGCCCAGGUAGGCUGCGAGAACAAGAAACACAAGAGAAAUGAUUCCUGAGUGGGUGUUCAGGGCCGCUCCCAGACCAGGCUGCACAGCAGGGGCUCUGCUGACAGCGGUGGGGGCACAAGUGCCCUGGAAGACCAAGUGUGAGCCCUUCCUCCUUGCUUUAAUUACAGACCUGCAUCCACCCCCUCUGCCCUGCAUGGGCCCCAAUGGGCCGGGGGCUCCCCCAGCCUGUGCCCGCGCUGCGCCCUACCCAGCGCUUCUCUUAUCUGCCCAGCAUCAUGAAAGUGCAGGGACUGCGCCAGCGGAACUUCCCUGUGCUCAAUGAGUGAAGUGAACUCUAUGGAGAAUUUGCUUGAAUAUAACUGAGAGGACUCCUUACACAUUCUUUACCCCUUACAUUUCUUGAUUCAACACAAACAAAAGGCAGCAGGUUGGGUUAUCACUGGCAUCAGAUUUCUCCCCUGGUUUUGCCCAAGACGCGGCUGUCACGAGCUCUGGUUUCCCGCUCCGAGGGCGGCACCAGCCCUGGAGGAGGUUGAGAAACGCCGAGCCAGUGCGAGAGCGUGGGAACGGGGCUCCCAGCGCCCGAGCUGUGGGCACGUACGUGUGGGUGAUUCAUGGCAUUGCCUUACACCGGGCGCUCAGCCAACGGGAUCCGUCGUUAAGAAAAUAAAAUUCCUCUGACCACGGUGUCUCUGGGCACCCGAGGAACUGGCCAAUCUUCACAAAGAGCCACCUGAAAUAUAAGCACGUAUUGAUAUCCCUGACCUCACGUGCAAAGAGAGAGUCUGGAGAGUUUUCAGUCUGGAGAAGAGGAGGCUCAGGAGAGACCUUAUCGCUCUCUAUAACUCCUGAAGGGAGGUUGUAGUGAGCCGGGGGUCGGCCUCUUCUGUCUUGUAACC